ACACUUUGAAAAGUGGUCCUAGUGAAGUCGGAAGCAUAAAUUUUGCGCUUUGGUUAGUUGAACCAAAAAAUAAAAUGGAUUCAGCUGGAAAUUCUACUCCGUACUUAAGUUUAGAGGAAAAUCCAACUUCCAUAAGUGUCCAAGCUGAUGGGCUGAAUGUGAUGAAUACCACCCAAGCUGGGGUUUUGGAGAAUGAUCAUCCACUUCUGGAGAGGUUCCAACAGGCUCUGAAGGCUCACCUAUUGCGGGUGAAAGAUCAGUUGGAACAGGAAAUCUCGGAAUUGGACCACCGUUUGGACCAAAAUGAGAAAGAAUCCGAAGAAGUGGGGGCACGACUGUACGAUCUACAGGAGGAGAUCGACAGUCAAAAAGAACUUCUUGAUAUCUACAACAAGGAAAUUAUGGAAGUAUCAGCCAGAAGACAGGCCGAGGAGCAGAAGGUGGCUAAGUACAGAAAGGAGUACGAAGAAGAGAGUCAUAACUUCAAAGAGUUUAAGAAAAUCCACAAUGAACAUCUCCAAGAGCUAGACAAUUUGACCAUUUUGGAAAACGAAUUUUCCAAGUGGGACAAAGAGAUCAAAGCGGAAAUCGCUGUUGCAAAAAGGGUUGCCAGCAAGGAUGCCAAGGACCAGUUGAUAGCCGCUGAGGAAAGGCGCAAGAUGGACUUUUUGGUGUUCAAUUUGGACGGCGAAGUUCGUCGUAAGGAACGGGAGUUGGCCGAAAUAGAGCAGCAAAUCACGGAACAACAAAAUGCCACCGAUGAGAUAAACACUAGCUUGGCCGAUGCUAACUCGGAUCUGGAAGCACUACAACAUGAACACAAGCGAUUGUUCCAAUCGUGGGGCGAAGUAAUCGUUGCCAUUCAGCAACGGGACAAAAUUUUAUCCAAAGCGAAAGAAGAACUGGAAGGUAUUCACGAAGAGCAUAAAGUGAUUAAAUCUAAAACGGAUAUUACCAAAAAGAGUGCCCUGAAAGAAAUGGAACAGAACGAGAAGUUAUCCGGAUUCAAGUCCCGGAUCCAAGGAGAUAUCAAUGUUUUGAUGAAAGAAGUUGCUGACGAACAAGAGGAAGAAGAAAGAUUAAUAAGAGAAGUAAACCACCAAGCUAUGAUCCUGGAGCAGACCGAAGCCGAUAUGUUGAAAGCUCAGCAAGAGAGCGUCAUGAUAGAGAAUCAGCUGAAAUCGCUCCGCAUUACUUUGGGCAAACAGAACCAAAAGAAAUUUGAGUUCGAAGAAAAGAUCCUGGAGUUGCUGCAAGAUCAAAUCAGCACCGAUAAGGCCGGUGACGCUCAGGGAAAAUCCCUUAGAGAAACUCAGGCUAAGCGUCGAGAGAUGGAAAUUGCCAUGUCCGAGACUGAAAAUCAACUCUCGAUCGUAUUAUUGGAUCUGGAGAAAUGGCGUGGCGUAGUUGAGAAGUCCAAAUUGGAUGUUCAGAAAAUAAAGAAAAGUCAUGAUAAUAUGGAGGCGAGCGCGAGGAAAUUCGACGAAGAGAUAAAGUUCGUCAAGGAGGCAAUUAGCACGAAACUCCGGAAGCUGGAUACUCUCAAUCGUCAGCUGGAAAAGUUGAUUCACGAUGCUGGCGGCCAGGAGUUGAAUCCCGACGAGCUUAAACUGCUGGAUGUGCAGUACAAUAUCUCCCAGUUGAAUGCUAAGAUAAAGGAAGCCCAAGAAGCGUGGUUGAAGCUUCAAAAUAGUUUGGUGGUGUUAUCGGAAAAGCGUAUUCAACAGCUUAAUGAGAUGAAUUAUUCCCGAAAAAAACUUUUGUUGAUUGAGCAGAAGGGAAUAAAAAUAGAAACAACGCUGGAGGAAUUGAUGAACGAAAAUCGUGAAAUUGUGCGAUCGUUAUCAGCCUUGAACACUAGGCUGGACACAAUCAGUUUGGAUCUUUUCAAGACCAAAAAGCACCAUGAGAAAGGUGAAAUGGAAUGUGAAAUUUCUCACCAGCAAACAACGGAUCGUCUGAAAGACGCGGAAAUGACUGUCCUGAACUUGGAACAGGACCUCAAAGACUUGGGGAAAGAAAUUGAUGAAUGUAAACAGGAGGUGUUGGAAAAGCACCGGGAAGCACUAUCCUGGGAAACCAAAUACAAAAUGUCAGCUGAAGCCAAAAAGUUUAAAGACGAUGAAGCAGCUCAGAAUAGCGAAAUUGGAAUAAUGAAGGCCGAAAUACACCGUAUGCAAGUCCGAUACGCGCAGCUCAAACGGAUGCAGGAAAAGUUGGUAUCGGAUCUGGAGAAUACGGUACAUCAUCGGGAACACAUUUUUGAUUCGGUAAACGCUCGCGAGAAGGUUUACGGUAGCAAGUUCAAGACUAAGUCUACCAUGCAGCACAAAAUCAAUGAAUUGAAAAACAAGCUGAAGCUGGUAUUUGGAGAAAUAUCGGACACGGAGAAAAAUUUGGUGGAAAUUGAUACGGCCCAGAAACUGCUACAGGCAGAUAUUGAGAACAAAAAGGUGCAGAUAGAUGAAGAGAAAAUUCAAACAAGUUUGAUAAAGGCGGAGAUAGAGCAAGCUACGUUGCUGAAACAGGAGAACUUGGACUACAUCGUGCGUCAUCAGUACCGUGCCCGGCGUUAUCGCUCCUUCACGAACGCAAAUCAGCUGCCCAAAUUUCGCAACGAAAUCCUCAUCCAGGCGGACCUUCAGCGGCAACGUGAGAUCAACGAAAGCAUCGUCGGGAUAGUGGAAAACUUGAUACAUGAUUUUCCGGCACAUAAGUUUAACCUAUCGAAAAUUUUGCAAACUUUGAAGUAUGCUUGAAUUGAAUCACUGGUUUGUCAUAAGGUUUUCUAAGGUUUGAGAUUCAGCAACAAUAAUAAUGCACAGCCGCUUUAUUAAAACAAAAAAUGUAUUUCAAAAUUAUUCCAUAAAUAAAGCAGUACGUUUUUCUUAAA
This is a messenger RNA of Uranotaenia lowii, 2893 nucleotides long. RefSeq names its product coiled-coil domain-containing protein 40 (gene l(2)41Ab). Lineage: Eukaryota; Metazoa; Arthropoda; Insecta; Diptera; Culicidae. Gene Ontology annotation, cellular component: cytoplasm. Gene Ontology annotation, biological process: axoneme assembly. The record is from RefSeq and is a predicted model, not a curated record. The transcript is spliced from 6 exons. The coding region runs from base 75 to 2759 and encodes 894 amino acids.